GGUUGAGGAGUUGGCGCUGCCAAAUUGGAAGCGUAUACAAAACUAAGACUGGUGAGAUGACUGACUAUUCCUCCGGUGGCCAUCUUGCGAUACACUAGAGCUUUUGACAAGCAAAGCUAAAUAUACAAGUAUUGAGGUAAACUUGACUGUGUGUGUAUUUAGCAGUUUAUAUUUGUAUUUUUGUUUUUUAAUUCGUAAAAUUAUAGUUGGCCUUUAAAAAUAAUAGCUUUGGUAUUAAUUCCUAAAUGGCUGUGGCAAUUUCUCAAUCGGUGCCCCAUGCACUACAUCCAUAAGUGUAUGAUAAGCCCUUUAAAGUGCUGGUUAGUGGUAUUAGUUUCUAUAUUGGUGACAAGUUAUUGCUGAUGUGUUAUCUUUUACUGGAAGUGUAAGUAUAUAUCAGGGAUAUCUCUGUUUUUAUUGUUUAUGAAGUUUGAUCUCUGACACACUUAUAAAUUGGGAUCCUUGUGCAACUAUUCUCAACUUUCUAACGAUUAAGAAAUCCUAGCAUCCUCAUAUCAAGCCAGAGACACACAGAGCCAGACAUGUCACUGCAAUCGUUUUCCACCUUUACAAAUGGAGAUAUUAUUGAAAUCUUGCAACCUGGACAUCGCCACUGGGCUGUGUAUGUAGGUGAUGGACAUAUUGUACAUUUAACAGGCAGGAUUGUUGGUGACGGUGAUGAUGCUGUUCAUGGAGAGUCCAAUGUUGUUGGGAAAACUACACUGGAGACUGAGGCAAAGGGAUGCGAGUAUAAAGUGAGCAACAUUUAUCAUGACCUGACCCCUGUGCCCAAUGAUGAAGUGGUAAAAACAGCUCUGCAGAUGGUGGGUGAGAAUAAACCUUGUGGGUCCAGCUGCCGAGAUUUUGCUUUUGAACUGAAAUAUGGACGUGGAAAUCUGGAUAUUAUAAUUAGAAACAUGGCAUCCAUUCCUGGAGAACUGACAUCAGCUGCAGCAAAAGGAGUCCAAAUUGCGGGCUCGGAUGCAAACUCAAAUUCUGAAAUUGUUGCUUCAGUCGCAGCUAAGGGAGUCAAUUUAGCAGGUCAAGGAGUGACAGCGGUGUCUGGAGUGCUGGGAGCAGCAGCUGGGAAGAGUCUAGCUGCUUUGGGAAGCAUGCUGUCUGCAGGAACACAAACAUUGGCUCCAAUAGUAGCUGCUAAAGUAGAUGCUACCGGUUAUGGUACAAUGUUGUUGACUGCAGCAGAGUGUAUAUCACCAUUGGCAGAGUCCUUCGCUGCUCGAUCUGUAGAGGCAGAGGAAGCCACAGCUAAUAGUGUUAAACAGCUGGGAUCCUAUAUUUCGUCAAGUUCACCAGCGGCAGGGUCGGCUGUAGCCACAGGCUUGUCUUGGUUAGGUUCAGUUUCUGCUGCAGGAGCAUCCAGUCUUGUCAGCUAUCUUACAUCAGGAACAGAGCAAGCCAGUGUUGAGAAACUGAUAACUACUGAGCAACCUGAGAAUCCUGACUCUGACGUACAGAAAUAAAUGCAAGAAUGUAUUUCACUAUUUUGUCUGUGCUUUAUCACCAAUACUUAUCAUAUUGAUCUAUAUGUGUAUAUUAAAUAUUUCUAAAACCUUGAAA
This is a messenger RNA of Rana temporaria (common frog), 1578 nucleotides long. RefSeq lists its product as uncharacterized. Gene Ontology annotation, cellular component: cytoplasm. NCBI's taxonomy places the organism in Eukaryota, Metazoa, Chordata, Amphibia, Anura, Ranidae. The transcript is spliced from 4 exons. Gene Ontology annotation, biological process: N-acylphosphatidylethanolamine metabolic process. Gene Ontology annotation, molecular function: A2-type glycerophospholipase activity; glycerophospholipid phospholipase A1 activity. Bases 543 to 1481 code for a protein of 312 amino acids. The record is from RefSeq and is a predicted model, not a curated record.